AUGUCCGAGACUGCCCUCGUAGUAGCCAUAUCGGGCUGCUCCUCCAGCGGAAAGACGACGCUGGCCCGUCUACUCCGUGACAUAUUCCCAUCUACAUUCAUCCUUCACCAAGAUGACUUUUACAAACCUGAAAAUGAAUGCCCCGUCCCGCAGGAGACCAUCGCCGCUCUGAGGACCGAGGUCGAGGACUCCCUAGCCUCGAUACCCGGUCAGCCACUCGGGACCCGCCUGAGCUUCUGCAUCCUAGACGGCUUCCUCCUCUUCCCCGAGUCCAUGGCCCCCCUCCAGCCGCACCUGGACGUCAAGCUCUUCCUACGCACCACCUACGCCAGGGCCAAGGCCAGACGCGAGGCUAGGGACGGGUACGUCACCAUCGAGGGGUUCUGGGAGGAUCCGCCCGGGUACGUGGACGAGAUCGUCUGGCCGAAUUACGUCGAGGAGCACGCCUGGAUGUUCAGGGGAGGCGAUGUCGAGGGCGAGUUUGACCAUGCCGUCCUCCGGGACAGCGGCAUCCGGGUUCCAGGCCAGAGGGGGGAUGUGAACCAGGAUAUGGGCGAUACGUUGAAGUGGGCUGUCGACGUGCUCCUGGACGAGAUUCGCCGCCGCAGCACCGGCGGAUGA
Messenger RNA from Geosmithia morbida, 621 nucleotides. RefSeq names its product nicotinamide/nicotinate riboside kinase. Gene Ontology annotation, cellular component: cytoplasm. NCBI's taxonomy places the organism in Eukaryota, Fungi, Ascomycota, Sordariomycetes, Hypocreales, Bionectriaceae. The record is from RefSeq and is a predicted model, not a curated record. The transcript is spliced from 2 exons. The coding region runs from base 1 to 621 and encodes 206 amino acids.